Molecule: messenger RNA, 779 nt
Organism: Orbicella faveolata
Lineage: Eukaryota; Metazoa; Cnidaria; Anthozoa; Scleractinia; Merulinidae
Biological process (GO): calcium ion transport
Cellular component (GO): plasma membrane
Molecular function (GO): monoatomic cation channel activity
Source: RefSeq, a predicted model, not a curated record
AAUAUCUCAAAUUAGUAUAGUAGUACUUAAUAAUUAGAUACAUAAAAAAGUGAUGUAUUUACUACUUUUGAGAUACAAUGUUAGUCAAUUCAGGGAUAACACUACAUGAUAUUUUUUUAGGUUUUGCAGUUGUGGAUCUAAGUGGUUUCACCCCGUUUACAAUAUUCAACCCCGGAGAGACUUCAUUUGUUCUGUUGACUCUACCCGAGGGGCUUCUGAUACCAGGCUUCAAGUAUCGAUUUAAAUUGACUGUGUAUAACGGAGGUGAGGAGGGUGCGGCUUCCAUGGAUGUGGAAGUAAGAAUUGGGCCUACUUCUGGUUUCUUCGCUGUUGAGCCGACUUCCGUUAAAGCUCUGGAUACUGUCAUUAUGUCAGCUCCACAGUGGACGAGUGAAGCAGACGCCAUACCUCUUCAAUAUGCAUUUGGUGUACUUGUCGACAGAGAUGUUUGUGAGACAUUUGGAGUUCCAUCGAGCGAUCCAGAUCGGGAACAAAUAAUCCCCCAGGGAUCGGGUCCAGAGUACAUCCUCCCCUUAUGCGUUGUUGUGUCAGAUAAGUUUGAUUCGUUUGCCAUAGCAACAGUCAAUAUCACUUCCAGUCCCCCGGAUGUGAGCGAUCUAAUCCCAGUUGCUCUGGAAAAUUUACUUGAUGAUGCUGUGGAGGCUCCGUUGCAAAGCGGCGACGUGGAUUCUGCCUUAGCCGCCUUAAUCAGUAUUAUAGAUACCGUGCAAGACUCUAGUAACACUUCAGGUGAGUCAUAUUGUAGGAUUGAGUCGUAG